AUAAGAGGUGGGGGAGUGCAGAGAAACGCCCUGAGCUGAGGGGCCUUGUGGAAACGCCAGCAAGUCAACUGAGCAGUCCACAGAAAUCCCCGAACCCUCUUGGUCCACGCUGGUGUCCAAAGAGCUCUUUGCGUAGAGACCGCAGCCUCAAGGGCUCUCACCAUGGCUGGGCUGAAAACAGCCAGUGGGGAAUACAUUGAUGACUCUUGGGAGCUCAGAGCCUUUGUGGAAGAUCUGGGACCCGAAGCUGACCCAGUCACCCUCCGGGUCACCGGCAACAUGCAUAUCGGCGGCAUAAUGCUGCAGAUUGUGGAUAAAUUAAAGCUUCAGAGGGACUGGUCAGAUCAUGCCCUGUGGUGGGAGCAGAAGAAACUUUGGCUGCUGAAGACCAACUGGAGCCUGGAUAAAUACGGGAUCUUGGCUGAUGCCAAACUUCAGUUCACUCCCCAGCACAAGCCUAUACUCCUUUCCCUACCGAAUCGCUGCAAAGUCAGGAUCCGGGCAAACUUUGCCCAGCCAGUCUUUCGCACAGUUGCUGACCUCUGCAAGAUACUUGGUAUCCGUCACUAUGAAGAGCUGUCGUUACUGCGCGCGCCGGAGGAGAAGGAGAAGCGGAAGCAGAAGGACAAAGAGAGGAGCUCUGUAGCAAGCCAUGACCUGACUGGGGUGCGCUUGCCAGCAAGUGCAGAGCAGCAGCUGUUCCGCGGCAUGCCGGCUCACUUCUCGGACAGUGCCGAAACCGAGGCCUGCUACAGGAUGCUGUCGGUCAGUCAGACUGGACUGACACCCGAUCAGAUCUUGCAGAUGCACCGGCCAGGCUCCCUCUCCGAGAAGACGCAGAUCAACAGCAGGUGGCUGGACUCGUCGCGGACUUUGCUGCAGCAAGAAGUGAAAGAAAACGAUUGUUUGUGGCUACGUUUCAAAUAUUAUAGCUUCUUUGACCUGGAGCCCAAGUAUGAUGCUGUGAGGAUCAACCAGCUGUAUGAACAGGCGCGUUGGGCCGUGCUAUUAGAGGAGACAGAUUGCACCGAGGAAGAGAUGGUGGUGUUUGCGGCUCUGCAGUAUCAUAUCAACGAAUUGUCUUUGAACACCAAUCCCGUGGAGCAGUCUGGCGACUCUGGCCUUGACGACCUGGACAAGGCCCUCGCCACCUUGGAGGUCAAACUGGAAGGUUCGUCAGCAGCUCCCAACGUUCUGGACAGUCUCACAGUUAUCCCAGAGUUAAAGGAUUAUCUCCGAAUAUUCAGGCCCCGUAAGCUGACUCUGAAGGGCUACAAGCAGUACUGGGUGAUCUUCAAAGAGACCUCCAUCUCCUACUACAAGAGUCCUGAAGAAGCUCUGGGAGAACCUGUGCAGCAACUCAGCCUCAAAGGCUGUGAGGUGGUGCCGGACGUCAACAUCUCUGGCCAGAAAUUUUGCAUCAAGCUCUUGGUACCUUCCCCCGACGGGAUGAGCGAAGUACACUUGCGAUGUUCGGAUGAGCAGCAAUAUGCGCGUUGGAUGGCAGGUUGUAGGUUGGCAGCGAAGGGGAAGACCAUGGCAGACUCAUCCUACCAGGCCGAGGUGGAGAACAUCCUGUCCUUUCUGAAGCUGCAGCAAACCAACCCGGAUGCCCGUCUUGCCCAGCAGGCCGAGGGAGCCCAGUGGCUCGUGUCUCCUCGCUACCAGAAGAAAUUCAAACCAAAGCAGUUAACCCCUCGCAUCCUGGAGGCCUACCAGAAUGUGGCCCAGUUGUCGCUCCCUGAUGCCAAGAUGAAGUUUAUUCAAGUUUGGCAGUCGCUUCCCGAUUUUGGUAUCUCUUAUUUUGUAGUCAGGUUCAAGGGCAGCCGGAAGGACGAAAUCUUGGGCAUCGCCAACAACCGCUUGAUCCGCAUUGACCUGGCCGUUGGAGACGUGGUGAAGACCUGGCGGUUCAGCAAUAUGCGCCAGUGGAACGUCAACUGGGAUAUCCGGCAGGUGGCCAUAGAGUUUGAUGAGCACAUCAACGUGGCCUUCAGCUGCAUUUCUGCUGGCUGCAAGAUCGUGCAUGAGUACAUUGGCGGGUACAUCUUCUUGUCCACCCGCGCAAAUGACAGGAGCCAGACGCUGGAUGAAGAACUCUUCCACAAGCUGACGGGAGGCCAUGAAGCUCUCUGACCUUCUUCCACACCCUAGGGCUCCCCCAGAAACCGUGCACACUAGGCCAGUCUCUUUGUGGAGGCGUCUGAGCAGAGACUCUUAACCUGGGUCAAUUGUGCCCUAUAAGGGCUUGGGAAUACUUACUGGGCGUGAUAAAUAUUUCCCAAUAGGAGCAUAGGAGCAGAGAUCUGCAGGAAUUGUAUUCUAAGGAGUGUGGCAAUCGGCGUGCUUGUGGUAGAGAGGGAGGGAUGUCUUGUCGUGCCUUUUUCUUGGGGGGGGGAUGCACAAAUUCCUGGAACCAGCCUACGCACCCCAAAUCUAUUAUCUGCCCUUUUGUAUUAUCUCAGGAUGACUAUAGCCUGCAGAACCUUGCCAGUCC
Messenger RNA from Podarcis raffonei (Aeolian wall lizard), 2497 nucleotides. RefSeq names its product FERM domain containing kindlin 3 (gene FERMT3). Lineage: Eukaryota; Metazoa; Chordata; Lepidosauria; Squamata; Lacertidae. Gene Ontology annotation, cellular component: cell-substrate junction. The record is from RefSeq and is a predicted model, not a curated record. The coding region runs from base 163 to 2136 and encodes 657 amino acids. The transcript has 15 exons. Gene Ontology annotation, biological process: platelet aggregation; leukocyte cell-cell adhesion; integrin activation. Gene Ontology annotation, molecular function: integrin binding.